AUGUUAUCUCAACUCGCCGUAUCUCUCACCCUCGCCCUCCUUCCCCUCACGCUCGCUCAGGGAGAUCUCAGUGCGGCGAACAACUUGACGGACUUGGAGGGGACUUGGUCGAGUAAUUCUGCGGUGUCUACUGGUGGUUCAUUCUGUUCACCCGCAGAGAUGGCAUUCGAUUACCCAAACAAUACAGGAAUGGCAUACUCAUUCACAAACGACGGUUUCUUUGAAGAAGCCCAAUACCGAUACAACUCCAACGCUACCAAUCCAGCAUGCAUCCAAGCCGUCUUGAUUUGGCAGCAUGGAACGUACUCUUUGGAAGAUGAUGGGUCGAUAAUUCUCCAUCCCUUUUCGGCUGAUGGGAGAGUCCAAGUGCAAGAUCCUUGCGCGGCCACGACGAAUAUCAUCACGUACUAUGAUGAGACGACAACUUUCACAGAUUGGGGGAUCAUCGUAGAUCCCGAUACUGGAAACUAUCAACUACGAUUAAACAGAUAUGAUGGAGCCAAAUUACCCUACAUGAACCUCAUCGCCAAACCACCCAACAUGCUUCCUACACAAACAUUAACAGGUGUUAAUGCAUCGGGUCAGACGAAUACUCGAAAACGUUCGCUCACUUCUUCACCUCUCGAUAUAUUCAAAAGAUCAUCCGCGUCCAACCGGGCUUCGAUCAGCUCGAAUCAGGUGAUUGCCGUAGGGGGUAUUGUGGGAAGUGUAAUGGUUGGGUUAUUAGCUUUGGUAUAA
Messenger RNA from Kwoniella botswanensis, 738 nucleotides. RefSeq lists its product as uncharacterized. Gene Ontology annotation, biological process: 'de novo' protein folding. The transcript has 4 exons. NCBI's taxonomy places the organism in Eukaryota, Fungi, Basidiomycota, Tremellomycetes, Tremellales, Cryptococcaceae. Bases 1 to 738 code for a protein of 245 amino acids. Gene Ontology annotation, cellular component: endoplasmic reticulum membrane; endoplasmic reticulum. The record is from RefSeq and is a predicted model, not a curated record.